Molecule: messenger RNA, 5677 nt
Organism: Paramisgurnus dabryanus
Lineage: Eukaryota; Metazoa; Chordata; Actinopteri; Cypriniformes; Cobitidae
Product: ras-related protein Rab-39A
Molecular function (GO): GTPase activity; GTP binding
Source: RefSeq, a predicted model, not a curated record
CUGAAAACAAGACAAAAAUACUAGGUAAGAAAGUCAUUUUUUGCUGUGUAAAUUUGUAUAGAAUAGAUCAGGAAAAAAGAUAAAAUUGACUUAAUGUGGUUUUUAAAUUGAUACACUAUUCUGGAUUGAUUUAUGUAAUUGCUUUAAAUAACUGAUCCUGGUCUUUACCUGAUAAGUGUUUUAUCAUCUGUUUAUUUAAUGUCUUUUAAUGAAAAAAAUAGAUAUUUAUUCUAAAUUACAAAAAUUACAAAUUAAUUAAUUUAUAAUUCCUUAUUUUUUUUAUUAAAAAAACAUUGUUUUAAAACCAGUUAUUGUAGGAAAGGCUGUAUUUAAUUUAAUGUAACCUUAAAAAGCUCUUACUAAAUUAUAUCGGAAUUGUUGUUAAAUCUGAUCCCACAACAGACCCGCUACUUGAAGGUUACAGUAAAAGGACACAAAUAAGACAGAAAGGGGUCGUGACAUCCGUGUGCCAGUGAGAAUUGGCUCAGUCAGUGAUAAAUGGGUUUGGUUCAGGUUAAGACAGAAUAUACAAAGAUGUCAAAGGUGAAUCUACAGCUAUGUGCAACUGUUAUUGUCACUGCUGUUACUUUUAUGUACUUUUCACUUUGCAAAUCAUUGUAAAGCACUUUAAAUUACCUUUGUGUACAUAUAAAUAAACUUGCCCUGUCUUUCAUGGAGUCAUACGAAGUGCAGAAGAGGUACAAAUACAUGCAAGUAUUGAAUAAAGUUGUUUGUAACAUGUCUGUCAUAUUUUAUAAGAACAAGAACUUUGCAUUCUGUUUUUAAGUGUGGCCAACCGUUCAAACCGGUUUUGCGGUUUUGCUUUACUGAUUUUUUUUCUGUGAGUUUUGCUUUAAAACCUCUGGGCCUGUAGGGGAAGCAAGCACCACUCUCAUGCUCUUCAGAAAAUGUAAAAAUAAACUUAGUAAACCAUUAAGUUUAUAUCCCCAUCAAAGUCAUGUUGUCCAGUCAUUAUCAGUUACAGUAAAUGAGGCCUGAUAUUUGAAGAUUUCCUGGUAUCUUAUUUCCUUUUAGUCCAACAUAUAAUGCAAUCAUGAUUGAUGCAAUCUGAUCUGUCAAUCAUAAAGUGUCAGAGCAGGUCUGUGUCUCAUUAUACAACAAUGCCAAAACUGCUGUGUUGAUUGUGUGGUAGUGCCACAUUUUCACGGCUGGCUAUUGUAUUAUGGGUGUGUAUCUGUAAAUUCUUUGCAAACCUGUCCUAUUUUUAACCAGUUUCUUCAGUCACUGGAGAGAGGAAGGUCUAUAAAUGCUUUAAAUCUUUGAAUGAAUUUGUGCUUAGAGUUAGAUUUUAGUUGGGAUAUUUGCCUUUGAUGGAAACUGUUGGCACAAUGGAUGUACCCUGGAACUUUAGAUUCGGGAUAGUUAUUCUAGGAGACUCGGCGGUAGGAAAAUCAUCUCUGCUGCAUCGCUUUACUGAAGGAACGUUCGAGGAAUCCCGACAGUCUCCGCUUGGAAUCGAUUUCAAGGUUCAUAAUAUGCACUUUGACCCUGAUAUUGUCAUCAAACUGCUUUUGUGGGAUACUGCGGGUCAGGAGAGAUUUAGGUCCAUCUGCAAGUCUUACAUGAGGAACUCUGUGGGUUGCGUUCUGAUGUUUGACAUCUCACAGCGCCAGACGUUCGACCGUGUGGUGAUUUGGCAUCAGGAGGUUCUGGAUUACGUGAAACCAAACCCAAUGUUCUUUUUGCUCGUGGGUCAUAAAAGUGACCUGGCCAUAGGACGGCAGGUCAGAAAGAGUGAAGGAGAUGCUUUGGCCAAAAAACUCAACAUGGUGGCUUAUCUUGAAGUGUCUACAAAAGAAAAUAUUAACGUGUAUGAAACAUUCGAGGCCCUGACCAUAGGCAUAUAUAACUUCUUCCAGAAAGGGAAAAUAACCCCACGGGAUGACUGGCAUGGGUUAACGGUUGGGGCUCCCAUUGGAAAUGAGCCACAGGUCACCGAAAAAUCCACCUGUUGCAAUUUUGGAUGAGAAAUUUUGGACUGCAACCAAAGCUUCUUAUGCACAUACAUAGUUACACAGUACAUUUAAACAUGCAUCUUGUACUAAAUGAGUAUUGAACAGCAUGUCAGAGAUAAAGCACAGAAGUAAAGUCUUAAAGGCACAGCGGUGAAAUAAAGUGUUAACGGCUGUCUUGAACAAAGAGGAAAUGACAGUGUUACAUAAAGGAACUAAAACUGAAUGGGAUUGUAUUUCUCAAGCUUUGGUUUAACAAAACACCAGGUGCUUACACAAUUGCCAAGUUUCAUUAUUUCGAAAAUCAUUAUUUGUGCAAUAUCUGGGUUCAAGGUUUUGUGAGGGAAAAUAUUAUAUAUACAAGACUGCAGGAUGCAAGACAUAAAUUAUUGACAAAAUAUAUAAAAAUGAAAAUCAUUCUGUGUCCAUAAAUAACUUUAAUAAAUAUACUUUUUUGCUAUUUACUGGACAGCCUUCAGUAUCACAGCAUCAUCAACACAGUUCAUAUUUCUCAUAAAUUUCAUUUACUUAAACUAAAAGACCAGUCUAUCACAAAACCACACUCAUUUCAGUCACAUUUUAUUGUAUUAAAAUGACAAAGAUACAAAAUUUAAGCAUUUGUUCUUGUGUACAUUUGUAUCUUGUUCAUCUGUGGAUUCUGUACAAUAUAUAUAAGCUUUGUAUCAUUUCCAUUAACAAAAACCUUAGAUGUCACAUAAAAUAGAACAAAAAUACAUUUUAACUCAACGUGUUAUGUAUCGAAUGUGAAAAACAAUCUGACACAUUCCAUAAAUCCAUAAAGACAGAAAUAAGAAAUGAAUAAUUUGGAGACCAAGUUGUCCAAAUUUUAAAGAGAUGACUGGAUUUGUGUAACUUUAACAAUCCGAUGUUUCACAUAUAGCUUACAGUACGAUAAUGAAUCGAGUUAUGAAAUAAAAUGAAAUUAUGCUGCUAUUUACCCUGAUUUGCCUUAUACACGCCAUGAACACCGUGUAUAUCGGACAGCUGAUGUUUAUUAUUAAAAUAUAAGAGUUACAGGUUGAAAAAAACAAACAAACAAACUAAACAAAAACUAGAAAGCCCCUUACUGUUUUAAUUUUAAGACCUGCAUCAUAAAGUAAAAUCAUAAAAUAACGAAAAAACAAACUGAUUUUUUUGCUGGUGAUUAUUGAAGAGCAGCCUAUGAUGUCACAUCCUGUCACCAAAUGAGACGACAGAAAAACACGAUCACAACAGCAGCAUCUCAGUUCACACAAAACACAUGUUAUAAAGAAACAUCAAAUAUAAAUGAAAAUGUUUAUAUACCCGAAUCUUCAGAUCAAAGCAUCAACUAUUGUAUGGCACACCCAUGCAAAUUUACACAGACAAUUGUUGUUAAUCUAAUAAUCUGUUGUGGGUCUCUCUCUCUCUCUCUCUCUCUCUCUCUCUCUCUCUGACUCUCUCUCUCUCUCUCUCUCUCUCUGACUCUCUCUCUCUCUCUCUCUCUCUCUCUCUCUCUCUCUUUCUCUCUCUCUUCAUAUAAAACUGUAAAAGCUACUACAACACAUAUCGAAGAUAUCUAUACACUUUCAUAUUUCAUACAGGUUUAGACAACACUUCACAGAAAUAAAACUAUGGUUUUCAAUCAUUUGUUUUAACAUUCAAAUUAACUAAAUAACAUUAAUACAUCCAUAGAUCCAAUUGAAAAAGCAUCCUUUCUCUAAAAACCUAAGCUACAAAACUUUUCAAGCACAUAUUUCAGAAUAUAAACUCUGACCAGACAACUAAACUAACUUUCACGAAAUAUCCUUACAAACACAUCGACGGCUACCAUUACUGUAAAAUCACACGUCAAAUGUGUCUUGUAUUAACUAUUCCUCUUUAUUUUUUUUUUACAUUUUGCUUGGGCUCAUCCUCUACAACUUAGCCAACAAAUAGUUAAAAGUCUGUAGUUAUCACGUUAUAUUUUGGUCUCACAAAAUAAAACUCUUACGUUGUCCUCAAACAAACAAAAGGAUCACUGUUUAACAUUUAUAACUUAUUUAUGUCAGAUGUCAACUUCAGCUUUUGUACCACAAAACAUAAUAUUGUUUGCAAAAACAUAAAGGGUGUAUGGAAACAUACUUACAAUGUAUGCAAGUUUAUAUAUGUCAACACGUUUGUUUAUUUCAAGUACAUUUAAAAAAAAAAAACUUAAAUUCUUUAAACCUCAGAUUUUGAAGAACUGCCAAAUAAAAAGUAUAAACAAACAUAUCUGUUAAAUAAAUAUAUAAGUCUCUGUAUGUAUUGUUUGUGUUCAUUCAGAUGUGCUUACAGAUUGUUACAUAAACACACAAAACAUUCAGUUUCACAUUCCACAAGGAUGCAUAUAGCAAAUCUAGGUUUCUUAUAGCAAUGUCUUAAAUACUGGAAACCUUUUAACACGCCACACUUUUGAGAGCCCUGCUUGAGUUACUGUAGAUGUGUUUGCAUGGUGAGAGCUUACAACAUACUUACACCAUAAAACCUAGAUAACUGUCUGAGGCCAAUAAAGAGUUAAACAAGUUUCAAUAUUCAAACAGAACCAAUCAAAGUGUUUUAAAUAUUACAAAUACAAUCUACUCUUUAUUCAAAUCCCAUAUCAUCAAUAGGCUACCAUGAAAUCACACAAAGUUAUCUUCAUGCACUACAGUAUCUGAUAUCACACUUCUGUAUCAUAUUAUCAUAGAGGGUAUAAGACAACAAACGAAAUAUGCCAAAAUAUGUCACUUCUACCCAAUCUGAUUUAUAGCAAGAAUUUAUAUGGGAAUAAAUUCUGUUUAACAUGCAAUUUACCUUGUGCCGUAUUUUUCAGUCUUUCACAAACUUAUUUUAUUUUGUCCCAUCAGUCUUGAUUAAAUAUGAAAUAUAUAUUUUCUUUACAUUUGAAGUACUGUGUUUUAAUAUUCAUGUAUCAUCUUUGUCCUCCACCACCACUAAUGGCCAUAUUUUAAAACAACAUUCUUACUGUUUGGAUACCAAAGAAUAUGAUAUAUAGAUGAUAUACACUCACUUAAAGGAUUAUUAGGAACACCAUACUAAUACUGUGUUUGAUGCCCUUUCACCUUCAGAACUGCCUUAAUUCUACAUUGCAUUGAUACAACAAAGUGCUGAAAGCAUUCUUUAGAAAUGUUGGCCCUUAUUGAUAGGAUAGCGUCUUGCAGUUGAUGGAGAUUUGUGGGAUUCACAUUCAGGGCACGAAGCUCCCAUUCCACCACAUCCCAAAGAUGCUCUAUUGGGUUGAGAUCUGGUGACUGUGGGGGGCAUUUUAGUACAGUGAACUCAUUGUCAUGUUCAAGAAACCAAUUUGAAAUAAUUUGAGCUUUGUGACAUGGUGCAUUAUCCUGCUGGAAGUAGCCAUUAGAGGAUGGGUACAUGGUGGUCAUAAAGGAAUGGACAUGGUUAGAAACAAUGCUCAGGUAGGCCAUGGCAUUUAAACGAUGCCCAAUUGGCACUAAGGGGCCUAAAGUGUGCCAAGAAAACAUCCCCCACACCAUUACACCACCAGCCUGCACAGUGGUAACAAUGCAUGAUGGAUCCAUGUUCUCAUUCUGUUUACGCCAAAUUCUGACUCUACCAUCUGAAUGUCUCAACAGAAAUCGAGACUCCUCAGACAAGGCAAAAUUUUUCAGUCUUCAACUGUCCAAUUUUGGAAAGCUUGUGCAAAUUGUAGCCUCUUUUUCCAAUUUGUAGUGGAGAUGAGUGGU